This is a messenger RNA of Mus pahari (shrew mouse), 637 nucleotides long. RefSeq names its product lymphocyte antigen 6 family member G6D (gene Ly6g6d). Gene Ontology annotation, biological process: acetylcholine receptor signaling pathway. The transcript is spliced from 3 exons. The record is from RefSeq and is a predicted model, not a curated record. Bases 37 to 444 code for a protein of 135 amino acids. Gene Ontology annotation, molecular function: acetylcholine receptor inhibitor activity. NCBI's taxonomy places the organism in Eukaryota, Metazoa, Chordata, Mammalia, Rodentia, Muridae. Gene Ontology annotation, cellular component: external side of plasma membrane.
CGGGAGGGAAAGGCACUACGGGCAUAAGCGAACGCGAUGAACUCGCAGUUGGUUGGGAUCCUGCUCAGCGCCCUGCUAGGGGUUGCCCUGGGACACCGCACGCGGUGCUAUGACUGCGGUGGAGGCCCCAGCAACUCCUGCAAGCAGACAGUGAUCACUUGCGGUGAGGGCGAGCGCUGCGGCUUCCUGGACCGCAAACCUCAACCCAGCUCGGAGCAAGCCAAGCAACCCUCUGCGACCUUGAGCCAUCACUACCCAGCCUGCGUGGCCACGCAUCAUUGCAAUCAAGUGGCCAUAGAGUCAGUGGGAGACGUGACUUUCACAACCCAGAAAAACUGCUGCUUCGGAGAUCUGUGCAACAGCGCCGUGGCAAGCUCCGUGACCCCGUUGUGCGUCUUGGCUGCAGCCGUUACUACCCUGGCCUGGCUCUUGCCAGGACUGUAGAGCUGCAGGGUGGGGCUGAGGGCAGGGAAAGGACUGAGGGAGCAGGGAGUGAGGGAGCUGGACAUCUAAGGUAAGAAGACAAGCACUCCUUGUGCCAUUAAAGCCGAUGGACUGUUCUAGAGAUGACUGGAAAGUUAUUUGUUUUUCAUUCUUUGAGGCAAGGUGCUGGGAUUAAAGGUGUGAGCGACCACUA